Molecule: messenger RNA, 2280 nt
Organism: Lodderomyces beijingensis
Lineage: Eukaryota; Fungi; Ascomycota; Pichiomycetes; Serinales; Debaryomycetaceae
Source: the annotation of a GenBank genome assembly
AUGAGGCUAUGGUCGUACAUAAACCUGUUUCUAUAUGACAAUACCAUCGAGGAAGAGUACUACAAGAAACUACGGCAAAAGAGUUCCUCGAACUCGGCCUUGAUAGUCGGGCUAGUCGCGGCGGUCGGUGGAUUCAUGUACGGCUACGACACGGGCUUGAUCAACGAUUUGUUGGAAAUGCGUUACGUUUAUACCCAUUUCCCCAAGAGUGGGCAAAACUUUUCAACCCACGAACGAGCGAUCACGGUUGCCUCGCUUUCGCUUGGGACUUUUAUCGGGGCUCUCGUGGCACCGCUCAUCUCGGACAACUAUGGCAGGAAAUUCUCCAUCAUAUUCAGCAGUGGCGUAAUCUUCAAUAUCGGCUGCGUUCUACAAAUAUGCUCGGUGGAACUUGCCCUUCUUUGUGUGGGGAGAUUUGUGGUGGGCAUAGCAGUGGGCAUCUUAUCAGCCAUCGUGCCCUUAUACCAGGCAGAGGCAUCGCCCCGGUGGGUUAGAGGAUCGGUUGUGUUCACCUACCAGUGGGCGAUAACGUGGGGCUUUCUUAUUGCAAGUGCCAUUUGCCAAGGAACAAGAAGAAUGACCAACUCCGGUUCGUAUCGAAUACCAAUCGGCGUCCAAUUUCUCUGGUCCACAAUAUUGGUAACGGGGAUGCUGUUUUUGCCAGAGAGCCCGAGGUAUUACGCGCAAAAGAAUGAUUUAAAGAAAGCACUCAAGUCGUUGAGCAAACUACGACGGUUGCCGCAAGAUGACGACGACUUGAUAGAAGAACUAGUUGAAAUCAAGGCAAAUUACGAUUACGAAAUGUCGUUUGGCAAAACCAACGUUUGGGAUUGUUUUAGAAGCGGAGGCGGUCGCCAUAAACAGAGAUUGCGUAUGUUGACCGGGAUGGGGGUUCAGUUUUUCCAGCAGUGCUCUGGUGUCAACUUUAUUUUUUACUAUGGAGUCAAUUUUUUCAGCUCCGCGGGCGUCCUGAACUACUACAUCAUGUCCUUGAUUACUUAUGUUGUCAAUGUUGUUUUCACGAUCCCCGGUAUCAUUUUAAUUGAUACAGUUGGUAGACGCCCGUUGUUGUUUUGGGGAGGAAUUGGUAUGGCAGCAUCAAAUUUCAUCAUUGCCAUUGCUGGUGUCAGUGUUCACGACCGACACGUUAGUGCUAGUUUAUGCGUGUCGUUUGCAUGUGUCUUUAUUCUUUUUUUUGCCAGCACAUGGGGCGGCUGCACAUGGGCUCUAUGCUCGGAUAUAUUCAGUAUAUCGAUUCGACAGAAGGCGGUGUCGAUAGCAGCCGCCACCAAUUGGCUAGUCAACUUUGUGUUUGCCUACAUCACGCCUUACUUGAUCGACACUGGAUCUCACACUGCCGCAUUGGGAAGCAAGAUUUUUUUCAUUUGGGGUAGUUUGAACGUUGCUGGCACUGUGUUUAUUUACUUUACCGUUUAUGAGACCAAGGGGUUGAAGUUGGAAGAAGUUGAUUACAUGUAUGCCCAUUGUGACAAUGCGAAAACUUCAAAGCAUUUCAAGUCGACCAAGAUCCAGUACGACCAGAUGAAUGAGAAUUACGAUCUUCUUGUCAACCCGCCUAACCCAGUGACGGCUUCGUCUAAUAACUCGUCUCCUGACGAAAAAGAUGUACAAGAGGAGACUGUGUUUCCUCAGAAGCUGCAAAAUGGGAAUGAAGAGUUGUUGAUUAUCCCUUACAACAACAACCGCCUUUCUCCUUCCUCAACAAACUCGCUGGAUGAAAAAAUGAGGUCGAGGGGAAAAAGAAAAUUUUCGCUAGGCUCCAACUUGACCUCCCUCAAUUCGUCAAGGACUACUGCUCAGCCAUUGUCGUCGCAAGGGAGCGCCGAUUACCAGAUUUACCUUGAGUCGUUGAAGAAGCAGUAUUCGCAGCACUACAACAAUUCAAACAGUUUGAUCAGAAACCUUUCGUCUAGCAAAUCAUACGAGCUAACCAGCCAUCCGGGACACAAUCUGCAAUUGCAAGAUUUUGAAGGACCAGAUUUUGUCCAAGUAGACGAGAACCUCGUUGCGGCUGCAAACAUUAAUGAGAACAUCCCUACUACCAUUAUUGCUGCUCCAUUUUUCAAUCAGCCGCCAACUGACUCUGAUUCUGACGAUGACGAUGACGAUGAUGAAGAAGAAGAUGACGACCAUGAUGAAGAACGACUUGACCCGAGUAGAGGAAACGAAGUCAUUACCAAACAAGAUAUCCACGCCAGCGUGGUUGCAGAAGAAAUAGUGCCAAAAAAUGGAGUAAUCGGUCACAACGAAUCAGCAUAG